Heterocephalus glaber (naked mole-rat) is the source of this 2796-nucleotide messenger RNA. It is a transcript of the gene Znf76, whose product is annotated as zinc finger protein 76. Gene Ontology annotation, cellular component: transcription regulator complex; PcG protein complex; nucleus. Gene Ontology annotation, biological process: regulation of transcription by RNA polymerase II. The record is from RefSeq and is a predicted model, not a curated record. NCBI's taxonomy places the organism in Eukaryota, Metazoa, Chordata, Mammalia, Rodentia, Bathyergidae. Gene Ontology annotation, molecular function: DNA-binding transcription factor activity, RNA polymerase II-specific; RNA polymerase II cis-regulatory region sequence-specific DNA binding.
CGGGCGGGCUAUGGCGCAGGCGGUUUGCGGGGCCGGCCGGCGCUGGUGGCGGGGCCCGGUGCAUGGCGGUCUGUCGGCGGAGUCGCCCUCGGGGGCUGUCAGACAGCUCUCCCCAGGCCCGUGGUGACCCCAAGCUGAACUGCAGGAAUAAUUCAGAUUGACCUUCAUCCUGUCUGUGCUAAUUUGCUUCUUGGUGUAGAGCUCACCCUUAGGAUGAUCCUUCCAAAAUGCCUCAAUUCUGGACUUUCCAUUAACUAAAGAUUUGUGACCCGCAAGGAAAUCUCUGACCUCGGCUGUGGCUCUUGGUACUGGCCAGAAGCCAACUUCAUGUCUGAGUGCACGAGCAGCCAUUUGCCAUGGAGAGCUUGGGCCUGCAGACAGUGACCCUGAGCGACGGGACCACAGCCUACAUCCAGCAAGCUGUCAAAGGGGAGAAGCUGCUCGAAGGGCAAUUGAUCCAGCUCGAGGAUGGGACCACCGCCUACAUUCACCAAGUGACAGUACAGAAAGAAUCUCUCUCCUUUGAGGACGGACAGCCAGUGCAGCUGGAAGAUGGCACUGUGGCCUACAUACACCGCACACCCAAAGAGGGUCACGACCCCAGCGCACUGGAGGCUGUCCAGCUGGAGGAUGGCUCCACUGCUUACAUCCACCACCCGAUGGCUGUGCCCCCGGAAAGCACCAUCCUGGCCGUGCAGACAGAGGUGGGCUUGGAGGACCUGGCAGUGGAGGACGAGGAGGGUUUUGGCACAGACACAGUGGUGGCCUUGGAGCAGUAUGCAAGCAAGGUUCUGCACAACAGCCAGGCUCCCCAUAAUGGCAAAGGGCAGCAGGUUGGAGACAGAGCUUUUCGCUGUGGCUACAAGGGCUGUGGGCGCCUCUACACUACCGCACAUCACUUAAAGGUACAUGAGCGAGCUCAUACAGGUGACCGUCCAUACCGGUGUGACUUCCCCAGCUGUGGAAAGGCCUUUGCCACAGGCUAUGGGCUGAAGAGCCAUGUUCGCACACACACGGGCGAGAAGCCAUACAAGUGCCCAGAGGAGCUGUGCAGCAAGGCCUUCAAGACCUCAGGAGACCUGCAGAAGCAUGUCCGGACCCACACUGGUGAACGCCCAUUCCGGUGCCCUUUCGAGGGCUGUGGCCGCUCCUUCACCACGUCUAACAUCCGCAAGGUACAUGUGCGCACGCACACGGGUGAGCGGCCCUACACCUGCCCCGAGCCCCACUGUGGCCGCGGCUUCACCAGUGCCACCAACUACAAGAAUCACGUGCGCAUCCACACAGGGGAGAAGCCAUACGUUUGCACGGUGCCAGGCUGCGGGAAGCGCUUCACCGAGUACUCAAGCCUGUAUAAGCACCACGUGGUGCACACGCACUGCAAGCCCUACACCUGCAGCAGCUGUGGCAAGACCUACCGGCAGACCUCCACCCUGGCCAUGCACAAGCGCAGUGCCCACGGCGAGCUGGAGGCCACUGAGGAGAGCGAGCAGGCCCUCUACGAGCAGCAGCAGCUGGAGGCCGCCUCUGUAACCGAGGAAAGCCCGCCACCCACGGGAGCCCAUAUCGCUUACCUUUCUGAGGUGAAGGAAGAAGGUGAUGACGUCUCAGCCCAAGUGGCCAUGGCGACUGAGGAGGAUGGGGCCCCCCAGGUGGCUCUGAUCACUCAGGACGGGGCCCAGCAGGUCAGCCUGUCCCCAGAAGACCUGCAGGCCCUGGGGAGUGCCAUCAGUGUGGUGGCCCAGCACAGCAGCACCACCCUUGCCAUCCCCAGUCAUGACGAUGCUUUGGCCACAUCUGGCACACAUACGGUCACCAUGGUCAGCGCCGAUGGCAUGCAGACGCAGCCCGUCACAAUCAUUACCUCUGGGGCUGUGGUGGCCGAGGACUCGAGUGUAGCAUCCCUUCACCAUCAGCAGGUGGCACUGUUGGCCACAGCCAACGGAACGCACAUCGCAGUACAGCUGGAGGAGCAGCAGACCUUGGAGGAGGCCAUCAGUGUGGCCACUGCUGCCAUGCAGCAAGGGGCUGUGACCCUGGAGACAGCAGUGACGGAGAGCAGCUGCUGAGCCAAGAGGGGAGGCACACACCGUGCUGGAGGAUGUGCUACCCUGUGCAGGCAGCCCUGCCUCGAAGGCUCAGCUGGCGGCUGACUCAUAGAAGGCAGCCACAUAGGUCUCUGGGAUGAGAAGGCAGCCAGAAAGUGGCCUAACUGAAGAGCUUGGAGGUCCUGCCCUGGAGGAAGGCUCAGCAGCAGGCAACGGGAGUGAGGAGUGAACAAGCCUUGCACCAGGCUGCCCUGGCUGCCCACACUCCUCCCAGAGGAGGGCACACCCUUCCUGUCUUGGGCCACUCCUCUUCUCAGGUGGAAAGUGGGGCUGUGGUGGGGACUGGCCUCCACCCAAACUGGUCUCGGCCCAUGUGGGAGAAGGCAGGCAGCUCUGCAGCCCAGCGGGGCAAAGCAGGCCCAGCCCCGUCCCUCCUAGCAAUAACCACCUCCCUGGAGGCAGCCGAGGCGCCUUGUCCCUUGGCACUGGCGUUCCUGCCACCAUAGACAGAAUUAAUUGCUCAGGGGCCUGUGGCUGGAGUAGAGGUGUCCCGCUCCCAUCACCCCCAGCUCCCCCCAAUCUGUGGCAGAGAGGCAGGGAGUGGCCCUGUGCAGAGACUGCUGGGAUUGGCUUUCAUUUGUUUUGUGAGUUUUUUUUAAAAUUCCACUUUGACAAUUAUAUUUCCUCCUGCUCUGGGUGGUGGUGGAAAAUGGGUGAAUGAGUAUUUAAUAAAAGUUCCAAGUUUCCA